AUGAAUGAAGGGUUGGAAAACAAGGUGGAACUAGCAUCUACAGAAAUACUCCAACCUCAAAGUGUUAUGGUGAAAAGGCAGAUACUGUAGUUCAGGGGUGCCCGAAACGUAGAUCCCCAGACGUUGUAGAACUACAACUCCCAUGUUGCUUUGAAUGCCUUUGCAUGCCUGUUGAAUGACAAAGCAUCAUGGAAGCUGUAGUUUUAAAGCAUCCGUGGAGCUACCCUUUUGGGCAUCCCUGCUGUAGAAUGUUAGGGAAGGUGUGCCCCAGUCAAACUACUAACAAUUAGACUUACUUCCUCCCUUCCUGAAGAAGGAUGGCACUACAAUGAUUAUAGUUUUCAGAUAGGGGGCUUUAUUCCAUAAACCAUGAAUUAUGGAGAAGGAAAUUGCAGAUUUCAGGCUAAUGUAGCUGAGCUGGAAAACCAUCCAUCUUGGCUAUUUUGACUUAUUUUGUCAAUUCUGCUGGCUGGCUGGCUGAGUUGCAGCAUACACCUCUUAGAGAAUGGUAACUCUCUGCCCUGCACUGCUGGACUGCAGAGUGUUACAUUAAACAGAUUUAUUGGGAAGUUUUCCAAGUCAGGAAAUUAAUGUCCAAGCCUUUACCUGAGCAAAUAAACUUCAAAGUUCAUUUCUCUUUGAUUCAGCAAGAAUUCAUAUUCCAUUUUUAAUUUCCCUCAAUCAAAAACUGUGAAAAGACAUUUUUAAAGAGAAUACUAGAUUCAAGCAACACACAGUUUCCUGUCAACAUCUAAGCGGAUAUCAAAUUUCAGAGACAUCCUGUUUUUUUAAUUCCCCGUUAAAGAGGAGCGAUAAUUUUAUAUGCUCAACUAUUAGAGACGAUACACUGCUGUGAUAUUGUAGAACUAAAUAAAAUUGACAGGAUGAUAUGAUGUCUGAGGAAUAGAAAAGGAGAGAGAAAUGUGGGUUUUGGACACAAAAACAUGAUUGAAGUUGCCACUUUAACAAAAACUAAACUCAGAAGGUUAUUUAAAAACAAAAUAUAUUAUUUAUGGAUUAUGCAGUAAAAAAAAAAAUCAAUAGACAACAUAACAGGAUAAAUAUCAAGUUGUAUAUGGGAUAGAAAUCAGUGAGUAACAUAAAUCAAUUCCGAGAGAAGGUUAAUUUGUUACAUUGAAAGAACCAAAUCAUGUGUUUUGUUUUGUUUAUUUUUGCCAAAUAGUGGCAAUCUUUAUAUGCAGUGGUGACCUGGUCAGCAGAAACAAUGGACGUCUGACUUAUUUCCUGUGCCUUUCUGUUUAAACCCACCUUUGAUCAUGCUGAUAUAAAAAAAUAUUACAACUACAGUAGAGUUUAAAGCCACUGCAUAUAAAGAUUGCCACUAUUUGGAGUAAAGGUCUUCUGGUCUGAGUGUUGUGGGGGUUACUCCCUAUUAAUUGGAGCUUUUCUUACCCAGAGCCAGAGUGCAACCCACAUAUGUGUGUAUUAAUAAUUUUAUAUCUGUAAUAAGGAUAAUCUGCACUAGAUUGUGUUUAUUUUUUUUACAGAAUUCCUUUUGACCAUUGGAUUUCGGCAAAGUGCCUACAGGGUCCCUUUAAUAAAGCAUUUUUAAAAAUUUCUUUAUUUACAAAUACAGGCAGACAAGUAGUACGUGCAAUGACAAAGAAUAGCAAUAUUACCAUUGACAUGAUUAUGACAUAUGAUAUCAAAUAUGGUAUUGACAUACCAAAGGAAUAAGACUGUUAUACCUGUAUGUAUAUAGUAAAUUAAAAGAUAUUUUAACAAUGAUUAUGAAUCAUGUAUCACUGUUACUCUUUGAUUUAUGAAUUAUGCCCCUGCAGCAUCGCUUCUCAAUUCUCUGCCAUGUACAAUAUAAAUCACUUUGGUUAUGCAUGCCAUGCCUGUGACUUACACAGCCUUCCUAAACACUUCCUUUAAAGAGAGAUCUAAUGUUUAAACUUCCUUUAUUGCACAGUGAUUUUAACCCUGCAAUGUAAAUAUUAAAAGGACAGGGACACCGCACCCAGACCACCUCACUGAGAUGGUGACUACACCUUUAAUCCCUGCAUCAAUGCACUUAUCUCAGGCAAGGAGUUUCUAGGUCGCUGUUAGAAGUAGUGGUUGCGGGGUGCUGCCCGGGCAGUUCCCAGGUAAGAAGUCAAACCAUUCUAAAAUAAUUUGACUACUUACUAUGGCGGAGCAACAGCACACUCCUGACACUAUAACCACUACAUUGUGCUCUAGUAGUAAUUGUCCUUUAAGAAAAUAAUUUUUUAAAAUGUAAUUAAUUUGGCCUAAAAAUUUAAUUCCUUUGAUAAUAUCUGACACUUCCCAGUUUAGUAAAUAACUCUAAAUAACUGUAAUAAACUCAAAGCAAACUCUAUGCUCUUUAAUUUUGAUUGAAUAAUUGAUGCAUUAUCAUUUAACUGCUGUCAGGAAUAAGUGCUUACUAUAUAACUAAUUUUAUGUGUUAUGAUUUAACAACAUUAAGAGUUUCCUGGAAGCUUUUUAAUGGUUGCUGAAAUUAAGUUUUGCUAUACCAUUUGCAUUUUCAGUUUACCUGAUCUCUUGGUGAUUGGAUUUCUAUAUACAUUUGACAUUUCUCUUAGUGUAUAGUCCACACACUGUUAGAUCAAACUAAACCAAAGACUUUGGAACUAAAGACUUUGAUAGGCCAAAUAAUUUGAAGCUUUGUAUAUAGGAAGAUAAACAGGACAGGCUAGGGAAUGGAAGCUUUAUUUUUUUGUCUCCCUCUGCAUACCCCCAACAAUUUUUUUGUUGGUUAAAUUACACACACAUGCUCACAUUUAUAUUUACACAUACAAAAAAUUAAUGGAAACACAGACGCACCCAUGGACGCACAGACUCAAUGUACUGGUUGCUCUGGUUAGAGGGGAUGAUCUGUGCACCCUCCUGCUGCCUGUCACAAGGGUUGGACCGCUACCCCUUCCAAUUAGUAAGAUUUUGCCCCCAUGUUAACCUGCCUGGUUAGUGCUUCCAUGUAAUACUAUAUACAGCUGUGCUUAAAAGUUUGCAUUUGGAGAAUUGAUAAUAUAUGUACCAUUUUUAAAGAAAACAUGAGUGAGCAGGCAAAACACAUUUCUUUUAUUUUGUUAUCAGAUUCAUAUUCAACUGUAGGUCAUAAUAGAAUGGCACAAUCAUAAAACAAAACAUGGCAUCAAAGAAAAAAAUGAAAUGACACUUGUUCAAAAUUCUGCAUACCCUUAGUUCUUAAUACGGUGUACUGCCCCCUUAAGCCUCAAUGACAGCUUGCAGUCUUUUGUAAUUCUUGCAGGUAGUAUAGCUAAACAUUCGUCUUGGCAAGAUACCUCCAGGUCAUGCAAAGUCUUUGGUCGUCUUGGAUGAACCGCACAGAUCACCUCAGAGUGUCUCAAUAAUAUUAAGGUCAAGAGAUUGUGAUGGCCACUCCAGAACCUUCACCUUUUUCUGCUGUAACCACUAAAAAGGUUAACUUGGACUUGUACUUAGGAUCAUUGUUAUGCUGGAAAGUCUAAGAGCGUCCCAUGCGCAGCCUUCGUGCAGAAGAAUGCAAAUUGUCUGCCAGUAUUUUCUGAUAACAUGCUGCAUUCAACUUGCCAUAAAUUUUCACAAGAUUCCCCAUGCCUACAGAGCUCACACACACCCAAAACAUCAGUGAGCCACCACCAUGCUUUACAGUCGGGAUGGUAUUCUUUUCACUAGAGGACUUGUUAACCUCUCUUCAAACAUAGUGCUUAUGGUUGUGACCAUAAAGUUCUAUUUUGGUCUCAUCACUCCAAAUUACAGUGUGCAGGAAGCUAAUUGUAACCAGGCUUUUUUGUAGCAUUGGCGCAGCAAAGGCUUCUUUCUGGCAACUCAACCAUGCAGCUCAUUUUUGUUCAAGUAUCAUUGUAUUGUGCUCCUUGAAACAACCACACAGUCUUUUUCCAGAGAAGCCUGUAUUUCUCCUGAGGUUACCUGUGUUUUUUUUUUCUUUGUAUCCCAAACAAUUUUUCUGGCAGGUGUGGCUGAAAUCUUUCUUGGUCUUCCUGACCUUGGCUUAGCAUCAAGAGAUCCUAGAAUUUCCCACUUUUUAAUAAGUGAUUGGACAGUACUGACUGGCAUUUCAAGGAUUUGAGUAUCUUUUUAUAUUAUUUUCCAUCUUUUUAUAAAGUUCCAUUACCUUGUUUUUGACAGUUCUUUUCUGCUCCCUGUGGCUCAGUAUCUAGCCUGAUCAGUGCAUCCACGUGAGAGCUAACAAACUCAUUGACUGUUUAUACACAGACACUAAUUGCAAUGUAAAAAGCCACAGGUGUAGGAAAUGAGCCUUUAAUUGCAAUUUUAACCUGUGUGUUACCUUGUGUGUCUGUAACAAUGCCAAACUUUCAAGGGUAUGUAAACUUUUGAUCAGGGCCAUUUGGGUGAUUUCUGUUAUCAUUAUGAAUUAAAAAUUAGCCAAACAACUAUGUGAUAAAAAAAAGGGCUUCAUAUGAUCACUAUCCUUCAAUAAAAAUUUUUUUUGCAUGCUUUGUCAUAUUUUCAAAAUCAAUGCCAAAAUGUCAUGAUUUCUGCCAGGUUAUGCAAACAUUUGAGCACAACUGUAAUAUACCUUAUAUUCUACACUAUAUAUACAACUUUCCUGCUUACUUCUCUAUUCGGUAGCUAGUGUGACGAGAUUGCAUUGAAUACCUGGCUGUGCAGAAUAAGCUUGUUUCCAGCAAUGAUUUCUUUGAGAUCCCAGUGUGCAUCUGCAGCAUUCUGUUCAUGGGUAGACAGGGAGAAAACAUAACCUUAUUGAGCUAUAUUGAGCUGUAUAUAUCAUCUUACUCGCACAUGAAUCAGGAAAUCAACCAAUGGGGUGACUGCAGGCCGACUGCCAUGCACACAAAGAACGAGAACCAAUAGACAUUACAAGGUACUAGCAAGCCUGGGCAGCCAUCAGCAAGGAUGAACAAACUGGGUUAACUGAGCAAGUAGCUGAGACCCAUCAAGGUGAGGUGACCCUUCCAUAAGUUACGAUUCUGAAACAAUACUGGCACCCUCUAUUGCUCAACACUCACAUACUGCUAAUUUCAAAUCAUUGUCUGGGGUACUUGUAUAAUUUGCAAAGACUCCUUACGGUUACUGCUCCAGUCCAGUGGUCAUGGGGUGCAGGGGAAGGUAAGUUAUACUUACCUGAACCUGUCUGUUAAGGCCGCCUUUAUUGUUUUUGUGCUUGUCCUCUUUGUUGUUUCAGUUGUCAGGAGCCCACGUGAGGUCUAUUAGAAUCCUGCGAGACCGUGGGAUCCCCCAUAGACAGAGCCUCUUUCCCUACAUCCAUCGCUAGUGCCAGCUGGGGAAAUUACAAAACUUGAUGGCAAUAGGUCUGCCUUUUGUUAAAGUUUUGUCAAGUGUAGGAAAUAUACUAAGACAAAGUACUCCCUACUUUGUCUAAUUAUAUUGUCUGAAUUGGUUGGAAUUUCAGUGACAUUCCAACACAGUCAAUGUGAAUAUAUCAUAAAGAGUUUACCGUUAUGAAAUACUUGUUUUGGAGGGGGGUGACUGUGCUUCUUUUAGAUAUGCUUGCUCUUUAAAAUUUUAUCUGAGGCCAGCUGUCCAAUGCACAUUCAUUGAUGGGCUUCUCACAUUUGUAGGGCGGUUUGCUGAGCCUAUGAGAAAACAGUCCACAUUUGCGAUCCAUUCUUUUUACGAGCUAAUUAUAACUAAUCUUGCUGCAACUGGCGCGAAAAUGAUCACAACAUUCAGAUACUAUGAUACACCACUCCCGCUACUAAACAGUCACUUGCUAUAUUUAACUUGCACGAGGGCCAGUUUACAGUUUUAGAAACAGUUUUCUUACAGUCAAAACAACUUGAAUUACAGCUGUGACACUGAAGACAACACAUAAGGAAAGCCGAGGGUGAAGACUUUAAAGUGAAGUAUAGGCAAUUUGGAGGAGAUAAAUAUCUAACAGCCGGUGAAUGUAAUUCAAGAGUAGCCUAGAUCUACUCUUAUAGCCCAUUAAUGGCAGGUGUGAAUGCAUAUUAUUGCUGAUUAGAAAAAAAAAAACAUUUUAUAAGCAUUCAUCAGGCAGGACAAACAUGCUUCUAAUUGUUUAGCCUCUCAUUCUUCCAGGGAGAUUUUGCCACAGCUCUGUAGUAACCUCAGAAAGCUGAAAAAGAUUGACCUGUUUUAGUGUUUAAUUCCUUCAGUCUGCCUUAAAGAGCCUGCAUUCUUGUUUUCUGUCGCUUCCUUCUUUUCGACACAUUAUCAUGGGAACGUAAGUGCACCUACAGUCUUCUACAUAGCUUACCUACAGGACAAAUAAGCAUUGGGACACUGUAAGCAGCGUAACUACUACAGCUCAUUAUAGUAGUUAUGCUACUAUAAAUAUUUGGUUGCAGUUAUCGGCCCCCCUUCCCCCUGACUUUAUUUAAGUUUUGUAUAGUAUCAUUCUAUAUUAAAUAUAUACAAACAUAUGGUCCCCUCCCUACCUGUCACUCCAUUCUAGCCAUAGAGCAAUACUGAGAGCAAAGACCUCAAUGUGAAGAAUUGAGUGACAUGUUCAUGUAGCUGUUUUGGAUUCUGUGACUACUAUAAAAGAUGUCAUCUUAGCAUGGCAAAUUUUGCAAACUUUUAGUUUCAAUGCAACACUGUCACUGCCAUCCAAAAUGAGUAUUUCAUAAAGAUAAAAUCACUGAAAUGCCAAACCAGUCAAAAAAAGAAGUAGGAAGUACUUUGUCUUUGUAUAAUUCCUGUUCUUGACAACCUUGACAAAAGGCAGUGCUACAUAGAAACAUAGAAUGUGACGGCAGAUAAGAACCAUUCGGCCCAUCUAGUCUGCCCAAUUUUCUAAAUACUUUCAUUAGUCCCUGGCCUUAUCUUCUAUUUAGGAUACCCUUAUGCAUAUCCCACGCAUGCUUAAACUCCUUUACUGCAUUAACCUCUACCACUUCAGCUGGAAGGCUAUUCCAUGCAUCCACUACCCUCUUAGUUAUUACUUUUAAACCUUUUGUCCCUCUAAUUUAAGACUAUGUCCUCUUGUAGUGGUAAUUUUUCUUCUUUUAAACAUAGUCUCCUCUUUUACUGUGUUGAUUCCCUUUAUGUAUAUAAAUGUUUCUAUCUUAUCCCCCCAGUCUCAUUUUUCCUCCAAGCUAUACAUCAAGCAUGUCAAACUCAAAGGCUAGCACGGGCCAAAUAAACAAUGUUUUAAGUUUAUGUGGGCCGCAAAAAAAAAAAAAAAAAAAACCUUAAAUUUUCAUUGAAACGUAGGUUUAUUUUGAAAAGUACAGUAUGAAAAAAAAAAAACAGCACCCCCUCUUCUACUCUUCUAAAUCCCAGCACACUCCUCUACUAAACUCCAGUCCCCCCUUCUAUACUAAAUCCCAGUCCCCCCUCUCUACUAAAUCCCAGUCCUACCUCUAUACUAAAUCCCAGUCCCCCUCUAUACUAAACCCCAGCCACUGUUUAAAAAAAAAAAUACCAACACUAGCCAACAAGCAGGCUCCACUCACAUUGACUCCGGAGUCCAGCCUCUGGUAUACUCCAAAUGGCGCCGUCCGCACGCUGUGCCAAUGCGGAUCCUCCCGCUACUCCUUGAAACCCUGUGAUGGGUUUGUUUCUAUGUUACUAUGUUAAGGUGGAGCACGUUGACGUCACGUCUGAAUGUGACGUGGCGUUGCGUGCCUCUGUGCACCUCCAGGUCCUCCACUGUCCAGCCACGGCCAUCGCAACACUGACCAACACACACUCACCUGCGUACAAACACUCUGACAGACCCACACACUGACAGACCCACACUAACUGACAGACAUACACACACACUGACAGACAAACACUUACUGACACUGACAGACACACACACACACUGAUAGACACAUUGACCAACACACACUCACUGACAUAUACACGCACACACUCACUCACUCACAGGCACACACACACUGACAGACACACAUUUACACAUUCUUGCACACAAUCACAAAUCAUUUUAUUUAUGGUUCCCUGCCUUUGGGAGCUUGUAUGGGGCCUCUCCCUUGGGUCUCCCUUCCUGCUUCUCACUGCUCCCACACGCGCGCAGUUUAGCGAUGCCGGCCCAGAAUUACGUCAUAUUCCGGCACCUGGCAUCACUACAGAGGACGCGUGCCGUCAGCAACCUCUCCCCCCGGCCGCGUAAGUUUUAGCAGAGUAGGCACCUGCAAUGUGGGGAAAGCAGGCGCCUACUCUGCCUUAACAUGACAAACUCGCAGCUCGCUGGGAUACAAAGAUAUUCAUUGUGGGCCGCAUGCGGCACGCGUGAUGCAGGUUUGACAUGCUUGCUAUUCAUGUUAAGAUGAUCCUUCAAUCUUUCCUUGUAAGUUAUAUCCUGCAAUCCAUAAACCAGUUUAGUAGCCCUUCUUUGAACUCUCUCUAAAGCAGGGGUAGUCAACCUUUUAAUACUUACCGUCCACUUUUGUAUCGUUCUUGAUGGUAAAAUUUCCUUACCGCACACCAGUGCAAUUUUAUAGCGCAAGUAAUUUAAAAAAAAAAAAAAAGUACUUAAAUGUACCUAUUUUUUCAUUUUUUUUCUAUAUUCUAUUCUACUUCUUUUUCUAUGUGUGUCUAUGAGGUGCUGUGUGUGUGAAGGGUGUAGUGUGUGUGUGUGUGUGUGUGUGUGUGUGAAAGAGAGGUGCAGUGUUUUUGACGGAGGCAGUGUGUGUGAGGGAGGCAGCAUGUCUGUGUAGGGUGCUGUAUGUGGGUGAGCGGUGCAGUGUGUGUGUGAGGGGUGCAGUGUAGUGUGUGUGAAGGGUGCUGUGUGUGAGGGUUGCUGUGCGUGUUUGAAGGGUGCUGUGCAUGUGUGAAGGGUGCUGUGAAUGUGUGAGGGGGCAGUGUGCGUGAGGGAUGGUGUGUGCGUGUGAAGGGGGAGGCUGUGUGUGUGUUUGAGGAGUGGAGUGUUUGUGAGGGGGAAGUGGUGUGUGAGGUGGGCAGUAUGUGAAGGGGGCUGUGUUUGUGAGGGGGCAAUCUGUGGGUGUGUGGGGUGUGCAGUGUGUGUGAGGGUGGCAAUGUAUAUGUGUGAGGGGUGUAAAGUGUGUGUGGGGGCAGUCUGUGUGUGUGUGAGGGGUGUAGUGUGGAUUUGUGUGUGAAGGGUGCAUAGGGUCUAUGCUGUGUGUAGGUGGGUGAGACGUGGAAAUCUAAUGAAAGGAUCCCUACUGCCGGCCUUGGUCCACGGCCAUCGAAGCCCACUGGAUGUUUUCUGCAGAACCCACCACCGCCCACCUGAAAUCCCAAACCGCCCACUAGUGGGUGGUAGGGACCAGGUUGACUACCACUGCUCUAAAGUAUCAAUAUCCUUCUGGAGAUACGGUCUCCAGUACUGCGUACAAUCCUCCAAGUGAGGUCUCACCAGUGCUCUGUACAACGGCAUGAGCACUUCCCUCUUUCUACAUCUUGUCAAGACCUCAGUUGUCACAAGUGAUGGCUGAGGAGAAAAAUUCCAGGAACGGAAACGGUUUGGCAGGAAGAAGACGGCGGAAGGUGUGAGGGACAGGUUCAAGUAAGCAUAACUCACCUUCCUCUGCAUCCCUCGACCACUGCCAGCGCAGCAGCCACCGUUGGAGGUCUUUUCACUCCUUGCAAAAUUUGAUUUAUUAUUUCUAAAAAUUAAGUCUGCUGUCCUGAUGAUGCCAGAAAUACCCUGGACAAGUUUACCAGAAAUUGAUCAAAAUGUUUAACAACUAUUUGCCCUCUUACCUGGGUCUCUGCGGCUACUUUAUCCCUGAUGACGCGCAUCCAUCUCCUGCAGAACUGCUGCAGCCGAUUCAGUCGCCAUUCAUUUGCUAAGAGCCUCAGUUGACCUCAUUCAGCUAAUGACUGGCACACUGUAUAUGAAAAUUUGAACAGAAUUGAUAUUGUUCUCUCUUGACUCUUGUUCCAUGCUGGCUAAUGAUGCCCCGAUGACGCCGCCACUGGUCGAUUUACACCCCCGGCCAAAACGGGGUUAAACUCGGUUAUGUGCGGCUUUUCAUACUGAAACACUGCGCGUACACACUACAAACAUGGGAAAAGAUGUACAUAGAAAAAAAAAAAAACCUGAGAAAAAUAUACUUGGAUUCAACAACAACAAAAAACCACAACAAACAAAAUGCAGGACCCAGUGCAGCAAAAAUCUCACAUGUCACACAUAAUACUUUCUAUGUUUUCUUAAAAUCCUCCACAAUAAACCUCUCCUCUUUCUAUUUUAGAGAAAAUGUUUUAGUGAACUUUUACACAAAAAUAUGCUAGUUCAGUAAGUCAUGGCAAGUUAUGUAAACUCAACUUGUUUUAUACACAGGGCAGGGUUAUGCCUUACAUGUUGCCAUUCACAAUAUGGCGGCACAAGGCGGAGCGGAGUGCCACGUGAUGGGGACUUGACUCGUCCUCCCUGUGUUUGCCAAGUCCAAGAUGGCGCCCUCCAGAAUUGCUGCUUAUAUUUUUCCGGGAGUAUUUUGUUGCUUAUUCUUCGGCUGUUUUGUGGCCGCUGAUGAUAGCUUAAUAAAGUGCGACGAGCUGCGAAUGGGACAAUAUCCUUUUGAGUUCAAUGCUGGGAUUGGGGGCAUAACAGGGUUUAUAUAGUCAUUCAGUAUAUCAAUUAAUUAAUUGUGUUUUAUAUGAUUUUAUAAAUGUAAUAGGGGAAUGCAUGGCUUGUUUAAUCUAGUGGUUAUACACAAAUGCUUACUCCAGGGAUCUAAUCUGUAAAAUCUCCAAAACGGCAUGUUUUUUGUAAGCAUCCCUAAAUAAAGAGUGAUAUGCCCCCAGCCCAGUUUUUAUAGAUCUUGUUGAAUUUGAUUUUGUUUAUGAUGUUUAGAUUCUCUGACGGAUUUAAUUUAAUGAGUUAUGUUAUUAACAGGUUCACAACACUUGUCAUUUGUGUGUGUGUGUGUGUGUAUUUUAUAUUAUGGUGCAUUGCAGCAAAUUGAUAAACCUGUGUAGCGUUUCCACCUUUUGUAGCCUGUUUCAAACCAAACAUCACAUUGAUCAAAAUAGGAUGUUGAUCAAUACUUUUCCCAAAUAUAUCCUGUCUGAAAGUAUACAUUCUUAUCUUUUGCUAGUGGUGCAGUCAAUAAGGACCACAAAAUAAUAAUAAUUAAAGCACUUUUACUAAUUUUACUUAGUGUUUUGAAUUUAGUAUAAUAUUUGGACUUCCAGCUAUUAAACUUUUAACUUCUUAAAGGACCACUAUAGGCACCCAGACCACUUCAGUUUAAUGAAGUGGUCUGGGUGCCAAGUCACUCUAGUUUUACCCUGCAGCUGUAACACUGCAAGAUUAAUCCAGCCUCUAGUGGCUGUCUCCCUGACAGCCAUUAGAGGCCGCUUCCACGAUUUACACUGAGUAAAUUGCACUUGUGUGACACUGGAUGUGCUCAAGGAGUCUAGCGUCAAACUAGAUCUCCAUAGGAAAGCAUUGAGUAAUGCUUUCUUAUUGGCGGGUUUGAAAGUGUGCACCUCUGGCUGCGCAUGCACAUUCGGCUCCACUUGGGAGCUGAUGUUAGCAGGGGAGGAGAGGUCACCAGCACUGAGGGAGCCCGGCAUUGGAUUAAUGCAAGUGGCUGAAGGGAGGGGGGCACUCCAUGAGCCUAUAGUGCCAGGAAAACGGGUUUGUUUUCCUAGUACUACAGGAUCCCUUUAAAUUUUCUGCCUCACAGGUGUCCUAAAUAGUUUUGAAACAAGAAGGAAGGUUAUGUUCUGUUAAAAGUACAUUCUUAGUAGUUGCAGACCCGUUCUUUCUUUCUUUCUUUCUUUCUUUAUUAUAAUGCAUUAAGAUCCAAAAAUGAAAACUAUGAAUUAAAAAUGAUGAUUUUAAAAAAUAAAUUCCUAAAUUUGCUGCAAAUUCACUGGUUUUAUCGAGCCAUAAAGUGACGUGGCUGCCUUAACCAGAAAGUGACGUACAGCUCAGGUGAAUUUAUUUUAUGCCUCCCUGGUUUGCCUUUUAAAGUUUGUAGUUCCUAUACAAGCUUAAAUGCAAUUUAAGUUGUCCAGCUUUUAUUGGUUUACUAGUUUUGUGCCAGUGGAGGAAAUAACAAUACCAAAACUUUUCAAAAUGUCCAAGGACUUGUUUAGGAACCACUCUAUUUGGCCUUUGCAAUUUCACAUAUUUCCAAUAUCUAUGUACAAUUUGUAAAUAUUUAUUUUCCUUAAUUUCUGACACAUAUGUCUGUGCAAGCCCUGAAAUUAACCCUGUAACUCAGGAACCUGCUCGGUGUGCAAACUCUACAGCUUAUGGUGAGAUGUUCAAAACUAUAUUAUUUACUAGAUAUGUUUGUGUAUUUCAGUGUCGGACAUAUUGCUUGUUAUGCAUAAACUUUCAUGACUUGGCAUACCAAAGAUUUGCCCAUUCCCUGGUCAUUAAGUUAAUAAAAAUAAAUUAAAUUCUGCGGCAAAAUAUAGAAUUCACCGUGGAAACCAACGUUAAUGCUUAGUGCACCACUGUUAGAAUUACGUACCAAAACGUACAUUUAUUUUUAUAACCACACCAUUGCUGAUUAGUUACACAGAUCCUCUAUAAGAACAGCUCUUUAUUCUAUUCUCUCAAAACGGUGAAUAGAAAAUAAAUUAUUACUUCCCAAUUUAAAGUUCUCUUUUCAUCCUUUAUGAAUCUUUAAAGUGUCUGUGCAAUCAAAAUAAUAGAACAAAUUUUGCCAUACGAUAUUAAACGGAGUGUGUAAAAAAACUUGUAAAAACCCACACUGUGAACCCAAAUACUAUUAGUUAAAAGGUGCACAACACGAAAGAUAUACUUGCACUCCUUAGUAGAUCAGAUCAAAUAAUCUACAAAACAGAACAGACACAAACUAGUGCAAUACAGCAAAUAGCAAAUAAAGCAAUCUAAAUGCUUAUAGGAAUAUCACUCACAAUUCUGGAGUGGUUAUAGUACCAGUCCGGACUAACAUGCUCAGGGAAGAUCAGACUCUGGAGAUCGUUGGAUCUCUCCACUACUUGGAUCCAACAAUCUCAAGGGUCUGAUCCUCCCUGAGCAUGUGAGUCCGGAGUGAUACUAUAACCACUCCAGAAUUGUGAAUGAUAUUCCUAUAAGAAUUUAUAUAGUCUUUUUUGCUCUUUUGCACUAGUUUGUGUCUGUUCUGUUUUGUAGAUUAUUUGAUCUGAUCUUCUAAGGAGUGCAAGUAUAUCUUUUUUAUGUUGUAAACCUUAUACCUAAUACUAUUUGGGUUCACAGUGUGUGUUCUUACAAGUGUUUUUCACACACUCCGUUUAAUAACAUAUGGUAAAAUUUGUUCUAUUAUUUUGAUUGCACAGACACUUAAAAAAUUCUUUGCACACCCACAUUUUCUAUUUUUAUUUUUUUUGCACUUUAUUUGGAAGGUUUCCUUGUGGGUUGCUGCAUGUUUAUAUUUCAGCUAAGAACAUCCUUAAGGUGAAAGCUUUCUUGACAACUGCAAAUUUGCACCAUUCUAAUUAUUGUGUCUUCUCCUUUAUGAAUCUCGCACACACACACACACACGCGCGCGCGCGCGCGCACACACACACACACACAAAAAUCAGAGUUAUUUCUGACCCUGUGCUUACAGCAUCAAAUUUCAAAUAACUACUAUGCCAGUCAUGUGGGUUUUGCCUAAAUGUGCUAUGUUCGUGUUUGUGUGGGGGUUUUUGGUUCUAUUUUUUUCAGUGUAUUUGCUUUUGUGUUUUUCAUAAUGUAAAUGUAUUUUUAACAAAACUAUUUUUUUCUGCAGCUCCUUGUUUUCCAGCAACCAAUAUUACUUGUAAAGACUUUGGUGGAAAUGUGACAACCUUUACUGGUAAAGAGAUAGGAUUUUAUAAACCUUUUCCCUGCCGCAAUGUGUAAGUAGUACUUCUUCUUUUUGGAACAUUUUAUUCCACUGUGCAAUAAGAACACAGAAUGUACUAUGGAAAAAAUUGAAGUUCCUGUGUUUCUUGCAAAUCCCCAACAUUUGUGGCUUCUUGCAGUGAACUCUACCCAGACCAGCAAGUAGCUGACACCUGCCAACCAGUCCUAGCCUUCUCAUUGUUUUCAGUGGGAGUGCUGAGUUUAUGGCAAAUGCAGUCCAACAAAUGACGUCUGUUACACUCAUCAGAAAAUGUUAAUGGAUCUACUGUCCAAACUAUAUCUGCUGCAGUGUUGUAUCUCCAUUGAUAUUUAAAGGAUCACUACAGGGUCAGGAACACAAACAUGUAGUCCUGACCCUAUAGUAUUAAAACCACAAACUUGCCCCCCUGAGCCCCUCAUGCCUCCCUAAAUAUAACAAAAUCUUACUGUAUUCAAGUCUGAAGCUGUAACUCUGCAUGCUGUUAGACUCAGAAAAACAAACAGUCUGCUGACAUCAGAAGUGGUGGCCUAAUCCAAUCACAGUGCUUCUCCAUAGGACUGGCUGAGACUGACAAAGAGGCAGAUCAGGGGCAGAGCCAGCAUGAUUCAAACACAGCCCUGGCCAAUCAGCAUCUCCUAAUAGAGAUGAAUUGAAUCAAUCUCUAUGAGGAAAGUUCAGUGUCUGCAUGCAGAGGGAGGAGAUACUGAAUGUUUGGAUGCAUUUUAGGCAGCCAUGACGCAGGAAGGAUCUCUAACAGCUAUCUGAGGAGUGGCCAGUGAAGUUAUCACUAGGCUGUAAUGUAAGCAGUGCAUUUUCUGAAAAGACAGUGUUUACAGCAAAAGGCCUGAUUGUAAUGAUUCCACUCACCAGAACAAAUUCAAUGAGCUGUAGUUGUUCUGGUGACUAUAGUGUCCCUUUAAUGAAUGCAACUUAAGAUGUGACUCUGGCUCCUUCAAAGGAAGCUGAUAUGGGGACUUUUAGAGGAGGUGUAUAGAGUGUUCCUCUCCAGCAUGUACACACUGUACAAAUGGGCUUGCUGAUAUUUAUUACAAGUAUGUUAAUCUUCUUGGCCAUUUUAUUUUACUAUUGUAUAAGAAGCUCUUUGGAAUCAUCCCUUCAUAGUCUGCUAAAAAUAUAAAGAAAAAUACAAACAAACAUCUAAUUUAUACAUGAGUAAUAAAUAUACGGUCAUCUGUACAGUUACUUGUACAGACCCUGUUUAAGGAGGUGAGGUUAAAGGACCACUAUAGGCACCCAGACCACUUCAGCUUAAUGAAGUGGUCUGGGUGCCAAGUCCACCUAGGGUUAACCCUUUUUUCUAUAAACAUAGCAGUUUCAGAGAAACUGCCAUGUUUAUAUUAGGGUUAAUCCAGCCUCUAGUGGCUGUCUCAUUGCCAGCCGCUAGAGGCGCUUGCGUGCUUCUCACUGUGAUUUUCACACUUAGAAGAUGCCAGCGUCCAUAGGAAAGCAUUGUGAAUGCUUUCCUAUGAGACUGGCUGAAUGCGCGCGCGGCUCUUGCCGCGCAUGCGCAUUCAGCCAGAGAGGAGGAGGAGAGCUCCCCGCCCGGCACUGGAGAAAGAGGUAAGUUUAACCCCUUCCUCACCCUAGAGCCCGACGGGAGGGGGACCCUGAGGGUGGGGGCACCCUCAGGGCACCAUAGUGCCAGGAAAAAAAGUAUGUUUUCCUGGCACUAUUAGUGGUCCUUUAAGGGAACACUCUGGGCACCGUGACAUCUUUAUCUCAAUAAAGUUAUGAUGCCAGGAGGACCUGGGUGCCAUCUUUUCUUAAUGGUUUAAAGCGUUUAUGAAUGGUUUAUCCCAAAUUUGUGAGGAUGCGGCACGUCUGCUCUGCCACAUUGUUUACAGUGUUGUCUGAGGCUUCAAUGAGUAAGCAUUGACCACGCUCAGCCUAUUAGUAGCUUCCUGUUCACAAAACUGUGUGACAAAGGUAUGCACCUUUCUUUAAUACAAAAACUCAAGUGGGGGGAGUGGAGCAGUCCUGAUGGUUUGAUACCAUUUCAAGAAUCUUUUAUGAGCUCAAAUAUAAGUCAUCUGGUUUUGUAUCACCACACUGUUCAUAGAAAUCUGUGUGAAGCAAACAUCUUCCCAAGGCCACAUUUUUAAAUCCUAGUAAUCCACAAAUAAAGCAUUAAGACAGAUUCAAACUUGAACUUGACCACAGUUAAACCAUUAACAAGAACUAUAUAAAGAUGUCAUGCAUAUUGAUACGUAUAUAUUUUUUGUCAAUAACUAAAGACCGUGAAUGUGAAAACAUGAAUUAUUCUUGGUAAUUUAGUUUUUUUGUAAAAUAACAUCAAAUGAUUCUCAUGUAUUCUGCUGACUGUGUCUGAUACCCUGGUUUAUUUAAAUACUUCUACAGAUAUGUAAAUGGAUUGUUUUAAUUAAAAACAAAAAAUAUAUAUUUUUUUUGUUGCAGAAAUGGCUAUUCCUAUAAAAUUGCGGUUGCCCUCUCUUUGUUUCUUGGAUGGUUGGGUGCUGACAGAUUCUAUCUUGGAUACCCUGCUCUGGGUGAGAGACUGAUCAAGUCUAGUAAUUUUAAAUAUUCUCUCUGUUCAGCUCAUACCUAUGGUUUAUUGUUUUGUUGGGCCCAUUCAAAUUUGCUUUGUUAAAGGACCACUCUAGGCACCCAGACCACUUCAGUUUAAUGAAGUGGUCUGGGUGCCAGGUCCCUCUAGGAUUAACCCUUUUUUUUUAUAAACAUAGUUUCAGAGAAACUGCUAUGUUUAUAAAUGGGUUAAUCCAGCCCUCAAAUCCUCUAGUCGCUGUCUCAUUGAAAGCCGCUAGAGGCGUUUGCGUGCUUCUCACUGUGAAAAUCACAGUGAGAAGACGCCAGCGUCCAUAGGAAAGCAUUAUAAAUGCUUUCCUAUGAGACUGGCUGAAUGCACGCGCAGCUCCUGCCGAAGAGGAGGAUCAGAGGUGGAGAGGAGGAGAAGAGCUCCCCGCCCGACGCUGGAAAAAAGGUAAGAUUUAACCCUUUCCUCUCCCCAGAGCCCGGCGGGAGGGGGACCCUGAGGGUGGGGGCAUGAGUAUGUUUUCCUGGCACUAUAGUGGUCCUUUAAUAUGGAUUCUGUAUUCCUUACCGUAAAUGACCGGUAGAGUAGAAAACCAAUUUUACUUGUAGCUUACCUAUUUAAAUUUGUUAUAUUAUUUGGUCUUGUCACCAAAACGGAUCAAUCCGCUAAAAUGUUGUAAAGAAUGCAGUAACUCUGCACAUAGAACAUAACUUGAUGUCAUUAAAGCGGCACUGUCAACCCCCCUCCCCUCCUGUAAAAUCAGUAUUUCAUAAAGAUAGAAAUCUUUAUGAAAUACUUAUUUUGUCUGUGUUGGAAUUACACUGAAAUUUAUGCCCAGUCAAUAAAUAUACUGAGACAAAGUAGGGACUACUUUGUCUCUGUAUAUUUCCUCAGCUUGACUUUCUUAAACUUUGGGCAGAGCUACAUUGUCAAUUUGGAUGUAGGGAAUUGGCUCUGUUUAUGGAGGACCGACCGGAACAAGAAGGCCGCGCCCGAGAGGGACAAGUUCGGGUAAGUAAAUCUCACCUUUACCUGGCGACUGGACCCCCAGUAGCAGUGCCGCUUUAAAUGCAUACGUUUAUUUACAUUCAAGAAGAAGUAAAGUACUGUAAGGCACAAACAGGGUUGAUGUGAUCUUUAGAGCCAGACAGAAAAUGUAUUCAACAAGAAAAUAUUUGCUGAAGUUACAGUUUCUUUCCUUUGGCACACAGGUAGCAUAGUUCCCCGUGCCAGCAGCAGUGAUAUGAGCUUACAACGGACUCCAUGACGGAGAAUAGAAGCUGUUGAUUAUAAUAGCUAUUAUGUAAUGUCUGAGAUGCUGGACUGUGCAUGCGGUGCAGACUGUCCUGUAUUUUGGGACUUGUAGCCUUACUGUAAUAAUUCCCAGCCAAUCAAUGUACAAACGACACUGGAAGUGUAUUUUCUGUUAUAUACAUGUGUGCUACCUGAGAACAUAUUUUUUUAAAUGUAUUUAUUUUUUUAGAACAACCCAAGCCCGCAGUGUCUAUUGGAGCCAAAUGUGCGCUUUUUAAACUGGAGAUGUGCAGUAUAUUCCUUUUAAAUGGACACUCCAGGAAAGUAGUUAUUUGUAGAGUGUAACAGACCGUUUUUCCCACAAGAAGUUAAAAACCGUUUAGGCGAUAUUCCCCUUUUUCAGCUGCACAGACAGCUACUGCACGCACCAAUCUCCCGAACUGCAAACCCACGAUUCACCAACUGCAACCAAGGGAAUACUCGAAACUCCCGAACUGCAUACCAAGUAGCACUCCAAACUCCCGAACUGGAGACACACGAAUAGCUGCUAGCAGACGAACAGGAAAAGCCCCCAAGCGGCUUACACUCCUGGCAAUCAGUCUCUAACAGCAUACAGUAAAUCCUCCCCCCCAAUAAUGAGACGACACUUCACUUUGAGGGUUAAGCAGGAACUGAUUUACUGGGGCUAACUGCCCGGCUUUUAUGCAGGUCUCCCACCUGGUGGACUCUCCCCUAGGGGACCAAAUGGGAGACUGGGACACAAAGGGUAAAAGGACCAAUCACAGACUUACACAUUUUAACCAUCCCACAAUGCAUCACAAUCCCUCCUCUCUGCCCUGGAGAUAAUUGGGAAGUAAUCCAAUUAUAUCCAAAGACACAGGCAAAACUCCAUUAACCACAUGGCAGAAAACAAACAGUAAAAGACAUAAAAUUACCUACAGUUACAUUCAGUACAUAAAACAUAUACGUUCUACAUAUCCCCAGAUAGCUCAGAUCUGAGCGCACAUUAUUACCGAAUGGCGCUCAGAUCACAUACAUACAGUUCAAUAGCCAUGGAGCCAAAGGCCUUCACAUAGUCUUUUCGUUACAUGAACAGGCUCCAUGGCUUAGCUAUCUGGGUGAUGCUGUUCAUCCGGUUAAACUACCGAAUGAACAGUCAUUCGGUUCCGCUCUCGAAUUGGAAGGGAAGGAGGCUGGCGGCUCAGUGGUGUUCGCGCAAUUAAGUGUCCGUUUUCAGUUCCAUAGUUUAGGCGCUGAACACCGCUGGCCGGCAACCGAACAAAGGCCUCCCAGCGUUCAUCAAUUAAGCUGCGGUUAACCGCAGCUUCUGGGCGGUCAAUUGACGGCACACUCCAAUUCCCAGGUGGUCCAUCGUUCGGUAGUUUGUUCGGUAGAUUGAAUCUACCGAACACCCUGGCAGAAAUGCAUGAAUAAACCUUUCAGCAGGGAAAAUAACAGGUCUGAACUGCAGGGCCAUAGUCUAAAGGGAGCAGGCGAGCAACCAAGCUUCUCCAGUGUACAGUGGCGAGGUUGGUUUUGCCACAUAGUUUUUUUGCAAAUUGCUGCAGUUAGAAUGACACUGUCACAGGGUGCAUUCUUAAUGACAGGAGGUAAAUAGGGGAAAUUCCAGUAGCUAAAAGGGCAGCGUUGCUCAUUAAAGAUGAGAAGAUGGUGGUGUGUCAGUAGAUUCAGGCACAAUUGUGCAAAGAAAGGGCAGAACUACAAGGUACCCCAUGCAGAAAUACUUGGCAUUGCCUGAGAUGCACAGUGAUUGUCUGUCAGAAAGUUCUAAGAGUGCUGGGACCUUAUUGCAUAACGGUUUAUUUGGUGGAUCUUUUCAUUGGUAUGGUUGCAGUGAGUUAAUUGAGAGAGGUCUCUCUUCUCUGACAAAUAUAAAACAAAACCUUCUUUUUUUUUUUUUUUAAACAGUUUGAUUAGUAUAUGGGUGACUCUCCCGCAACACUUUCCCAGUUGUGAAGCUAUCUCAGUACUAUCACAGAAACAUAGAAUGUGACGGCAGAUAACAACCAUUCGGCCCAUCUAGUCUGCCCAAUUUUCUAAAUACUUUCAUUAGUCCCUGGCCUUAUCUUAUAGUUAGAAUAGCCUGAUGCCUAUCCCACACAUGCUUAAACUCCUUUACUGUGUUAACCUCUACCACUUCAGCUGGAAGGCUAUUCCAUGCAUCCACUACCCUAUUCCACCAGUACAGAGACAAUUUGUUGGUGGUAUUAUAUUAUCGUAUAGUAUUGUUUUUGCCAAAUUACUAUUUAUAUCUGUACGUUUUAGGUCUGACAACUCCAGUUCUGGUAUUGUUGUACUCCAGUCAUUCGCUGUGUAUUGUGACGUUUAUUUCAAGCUAUGGAAAGCAUGAUACCACAUCCAAAAAUACUUUAGCUGUGUAUGCUGUGUAAAUUAGUUGCAAAUGUCUUUUUAUGUACAAAGUAAUUAGAUGAUGUCACUUUUGGAAUUUGCUCUUACAGUUAAACAGUCUGCUAGUCCUCAGACUUUAAGUGUGAUAGUAUUAACACUGAUCACAGCCUCAUAAACAACAUGAUGUAAAGGGUUUUUCCAGGACAUUGGAAGUUUAAAUGUAUCAUGUGUAUACUGUAUAAAACACACACAAAAAUGCUUAAAAUAAAUUCUACAGGACAGUAAUCUAUAUGAAGGCAGCAGUGAAAGUAAAAUAAAAAAAUCAAGCUGAUAUUUUCUGUCCGACGUCAAACAAGCAAAAUCUUAAUGUUUGCCCUUUCGAUAGUCCUCACUCAGGUCUCAAACAGGUUUCAUGCCAAUACAUAGAGAACUUUUACAUUUCUGACUAAUACAACCCAAAAGGGCAGUCUAGAUUCAAAAUGCUAGCAAAUUCUCUCUGCACAAGAGGAACAGCAAACCUCGAUGAUCAUUUUAGCCCUUAUUAUUAAUAUAACACGUGGCAAAAUUGAACCAUUCACUCCAAAAACAUCUGUAGCUUAUUAUAGUGGUCAUGGUGCUAGAAGGUAGUGGCUGCGAUCCCUCUAAAUUGUGGCAAAGCUUUUUCAAGAGAUUUGACAAAAAUUGGAGAAAUACUUGGCAACCAGAGCCCCAUCACAGCACUCAACUUAGUGUUUCUUUGAAAAAGGGUCACUUCCUUAUUAUGUGUUCAGGCAUUCUGAACGGGUCAGUGGCUGAUUGACCGUGCUCUCCUGUACUACACUGUUUAGAGUCUCCACUGCUCACACUGUGCAAGCACUUAGAUGGAAAAUGAGGAAAGGAAACUUGUAUUCCGACUUUGAAAGAUGGAGUGCGUAGGCUUUGGAUGCUAGGGAAUCCUCUAUUUUUUGCUGAACAUCUUAAAAAAGGGUUUGACGAAAAAUGGAGGGACUACACACUAUGUGGUACUUGAUGUGUACCUUUAAAAUUCAAUACAAUAACGCAUAAUACAUUUAUGAUAUGAGUGCCACUUUAAGGUUGUGAAGAUCCUGAGCAGAAAACAUCACCCAUAUCACUCUAGAGUCUAAUAUACAGUUUUUCUCAAAAGUGUUGACAGGAAAUUGUACGACUUGUAGUCUAUCAAAACUGGAGGAACAUAGUUGGCCACCCCUGCCACAGUACAAGUAUUUCUAAUCUUUAUUUGUUUUUCCACCUAGGAUUGCUGAAAUUCUGCACAGUUGGGUUUUGUGGUAUUGGAAGCCUGAUGGACUUCAUUCUAAUCUCCAUGCAGGUGAGGUAUAGGGUUGCAGCGAAAUUAUCACUCACUCCUAUAAUCUGGUAAUUGAAAUAUAAUUAUUUUAUUAUCCUUAUUUAAAGUGGAAGGCCAACUUGGCCUCAGAUUAAUGUAUAACUAAUAACAAGUAACAUUUUUACUUGAUCAUUCUGCCAAUAAAUUGCCUGCAUAAGGUCAGUUGUUGUUAUGACUAUUAAUUGAUCUUUUAAUAUUAUUAUAAUUAAUUCUUGAGAAGAAAAUACAAACGGUGUGUGUGUAUACAUAUUUAUAUUUACAUACAAGUAGUACAAUGUAUAUUUUCAUAAAAUGAAACAUUAUUGUAGAAAUUAAAUUGUUAGACAAAAAUCCAUACUGUCAGAUAAUUAGAAAGUGUGGUUGGAAAUCUCAUGUAAUUUAAUUUGUUUUAAGGGACACUAUAAUCACCAGAACUACAGCUUUUUGUAUUUGUUCUGGUGAGUAGAAUCAUUCCCUUAAGCCUUUUUGAAGUAAACACAGUUUUUUUUCAGAGAAAAUGCAUUGUUUUUAUUACAGCUUAGUGAUAACUCCACUGGCCACUCCUCAGAUGGCUACUAGAGGUGCUUCCUGGGGCAAUGCUACACACUGUGCAGCACUGCCAUUCAGUGUCUCCACCAUCUGCAUGGAAACACUGAACUUCUCUCUUAGAGAAGCAUUGAUCCAAUGCUUCUCCAUGAGGAGAUGAUAAUUGGCCAGGGCUGUGUUUGACUACCCCUGAUCUGCCUCCUUGAUCGUCUCAGCCAAUCCUAUGGGAGAGCAUUGUGAUUGGCUCACAUAAUCACUUCUGAUGAUGUCAGCUGACAGAAGGCAUUUCAGUGGCAGAGGCAGCAGCUGCAGACUCGAAUACAAGUAAUAUUUUACUAUAUUUAGGGAGGCAAGAGGAGGCUAGAUGGGGAUUUUAACACUAUAGGGUCAGGAAUACAUGUUUGUGUUCCUUUAAGGCAAACAAAGCAGAAGCAGAUAACAGUAGUGGAAUUCAUAGACACAAGGUCACACAAAUAAGUCUCAACUAAUAGAACUGAAAUACAAAAGGGACCAGUCAGGGUUAGUGGAAAAAGGAUUACUAAAAGAAAUAGAGAGGGGGAGGAGAGGGGUAAAAACUUUCCUUCUAUAAGUUAAGUCGCAGCCAACAUCUAGUUUGAACCCAAAUGUCGCCAUCAGCGAAGCCUAUAGACCUCGGGUAUUUUCUGAGAGGAGUUUAAUGUCUUUUCUUCGGAUGGUAAUUGAGGGGUGGUAACACAAGUGCACAGUAAAACCUGAUUUUUUUUUUUAUUCUCUACUAAAAAAUAUCACACUGCUAGUAGUCUUGGUUCUCUGAUUACAAGACCCCCUCUCACCCAAUUUUUUUUUUUUUUUAUUAUUAUUAUUUUAUUUUUUUUUUUAUUUUUUUUUUAAAAUAUGCACGUCCUGAUAUAACCAGAGCACUCAAUGGUUGAAAUGUGCAUAUUAAAAAAAAACAUUUAAAAAAAUUGUGGAAACAUGCAUGAUCUACAGUAAUAGCUCUUUAUUGUGUUUUUUAUUCUGUGUCAUAAUAGCCACAUUUAAAAUCUAAACUAAAGAUAAAAUCUUGUCUAUACACAUGCUAUCAAUUUGGCAGACACAGUGUAUCGCUAACAUGAAAUUCUAAAUAAGUUCACAUCAGGUUAAAGAUAUGAUUUUUAAGGAACAGUAUCUUGGUGGCAACAAAUGCAUCAAUAGGACACGGAGUACAUGUUUCAUGUAACUGCUGUACAAUCUUGAUUCAAAUAAUCUGGUUUAAUUUUCAUGCUUUCUUAAUCUGAAACAUUCUAUCCAAGCAGUACUCUGGAUCAGCGCCGCUGCUCUGAUGGCAUUUUUCAGCUUAAUAUAAUAAAGUACACAAUUUUGCCACCAAUGGGAUUUAUUCACUAAACCUGGAAAUUGUGGAGGAUUGGAAAGGGCAUUGCAUAUUUCAGGGUAAUAAAAUGAAUUGGAAAAGUAUUUUCCAACUCAAGCUAUAUUUCCAUCUCUGCUGGUUUGGAUUAAUAUUUGAAAUUACCUGAUACAUUGUCCAAGUUGUAAAGCCGUGAUUGCAAAUGUACACAUGCGGAUUGCAUUAAUAAGUGGUCAUUUUUGCCGUGACUCUGUUCCCUUACAUUCUUGCAAUUUAAGAGUGUUCCUUACACUUGAACAAUGAUGGAGUGUAGGGACACGCUAAGGGCUAAGAGGGUAAAAUUGGUCCUCGGCAGAAGAAACUGAAAUGAGACCUCUUAUGACAAGGCUUGUUUUCUACCUUUAGAACAAGAGCAAUUUUUAAAUAUUUGCAAUGUUUUUUUGUUCAAUCAUAAUUUUCCUUUUACUUAUAUGGUGCACAAACCCUUUUUUUUUUUUUUUUUAAAGUAAGGAGACAAGGUGGAGGAUUACUUGUACGAGGCUGUAAAAGUACAUUUGCUUUUACAAUCAUUAGAAUAUAAUGACAAAUUUCACAAAUUGCGGUUGGUAUGUGUUAUACAUAUCCGCCAAAAUAUGGAUCAGUAACACGUAGAAGAGUAGGUUAGCAACAUAACAGUAAUUAUGUGUCCACCUAUAAAGGAUGGGGCAGGGAUAUUAGAAAAGGAGGGGAGGGGGCAAGUACAUAUUUAUUUAUUAACGAUAUUGAAUGCUUUCUUUAUAUAUUCUAUACACCUGAUAACCCUUUACUUAGCAUGAGAUAAUAAAAGAAAAACAUUUUGUAGUCAACUAGUAUAGCUAAGAAAAUUAUGACAAUAGAUUCAUCCAUCUGUCCUGAUUUUGGGAAUAGCUCAUAUGAUUUGCUCAAUCCCAGUUCAUGUACCAAGAGUGUAUUUCAUCUCUAAAAGCUUUCAAAUUUUGAAAUGUUGGGUUCCAUGUUUAAUUAAAAUAGCUGCAAUUAAAGUGUCCAAUCACUGACAAAAUUUUCAGGUGAAAAUAUUUGUUUUUCUCACACUUGCAGGCACAUUACAAUUUUGUUACGAUAAAUAAGGUUGAUUUAAUUCACAUCACCAUAAACCUUUUACGUAUUUAAUUUAUUUUGCAGCAUAGUGAUGUACACUUUACUGCUUUGACUGUGCAGUACAAUGUACAAAGUAUACUAAAAUAAUGCAUUUUUGAUGUGGACAUGUCAUACACAAAUGGGUGCGAAGUAUCCUUUGCCCACCCGAUGUCACUGCACAACCCACUCGCCUGCGACAUAUUAUAGCUUGUUGCUGAAGACAAAAACUAAUGCGAUCUGUACAUGUGCUUGAAUUUUCGGUAAAACAACAUAGUAUUUUGUCCUCUUUACAGUACCUCCAUUUUAUUUUAUUCCCACCUCCCCCCCCAAGGACAAGUGUGCUUUAAACCUUUAAACUGAGACAAACAUUUUAGCUUGAAAACUGUUAUAAAUAUAUAUAUUUAUAUAUUUAAAAAAAGAGAGUUCUAAAUAGAAUGGUUGGGGUGAGGCUGGAUACUAACUCAGUAAAUCUUUGCAGAGUCGUACAUUAAAAUUGGUUAUUAAAUAUUUGCAUGGCUCUAAUUGCUUGUUGAAUUGCCAUAUCUCCUCUGCAUUUAAACUAGAAUACAGCCUGAAAAUUGAUCUGAACAUUUAAAAUGUGCAUUUUCUUUUCCUGUACGUUAAAAGCUACUUUAUCACUUUCUGGUUUAUUGCUGGCGCAGUGGAGAAUUCAUGGACAACACCACAAAUGUCUAGACUGUGUCAUAUGGUCAGAUUCACAGUAACUUAAUCACAAUUAAAGGAACCUUUGUUUUGAAUGGACUUGUUACGUUGAGUUUUGGGUAUUUUGUGCAGUGGUUCAGUGCUAGAUUUUCUAAAGCAAUAUCAGAAUGAACUUGCUUUAGAAAUAUUUGCAUUGUGUAAUUUCUAACUAAGCUCCUUGCUGCACAAUAGGGGGAUAUCAAAAUUGUAUGGUCCAUUAAGCACUUUAGAAACCAACUGAUAGCAUGGGUCCAUUAUUUUAUUUUAGUUGAAUUUAUGUGAUUGUAAAGUCUAUAGAGAACAGACACACUGUUAUAAGAUAUAAAUAGUACAUGGACUUAUCUUCCUGCUUAUAGUACUGCAGUUAGUAAGAGAAACAGGUUAAAUAUGGAUCGAUCUGUUAGUAGAUGAAAUGCUUGGUUGACAUGAUACACUUGUUGACAUUUGUGAUUUCUCCGACUGUGGUUCUCCCCCACUGCACCUACUAGUAUAGGGUUUCCUUUUUUACAUGACUGAAUCUUAUUCCUACAGAUUGUGUAUCUGGAUUAUUUUUUAUCCUUUCUAUAUAACCUUAGCAUAGCUAAAAUGUCAUUCUUUUCCACAAGAUGUUACUAAAUCAAUGUGUUCAAUACAGAAAGGAAAAAAGUAGGAAGUCUUUUGUCUAUUUAAUCAGUGUUGUGUUAUGUACGACUUGGGGAAAGAUCAUGCAACAUUUUAGGUCAAAGUAAUGUGGGACACAAAAUUCAGAUAAUUAUGAAAAGCUCACACACACUGCAUUUUUAUUAAUUAGUACAGAAUCUUUUAAUGACUUCCUUACGUGUUUUUAAUGUUUGUUCCCUUUUAUUUUUCCUUACUCCAGAUUGUUGGACCUUCCGAUGGGUCAAGUUAUAUUAUAGAUUACUACGGUGCAAGACUUGUUCGCCUGAGUAUUAAUAACGACACCUAUCGCAAAACUCAGAUAUACCCAUGA
This is a messenger RNA of Pelobates cultripes (western spadefoot toad), 25860 nucleotides long. The record is from the annotation of a GenBank genome assembly. NCBI's taxonomy places the organism in Eukaryota, Metazoa, Chordata, Amphibia, Anura, Pelobatidae.